GCAAAAGUCUGUAACUCAGGGAGACCCGUGAGCCGCAGCCGGUUGUGAGGGAGAAAGCUCCAGGAGUCUAAGGAGGGUUGCUACCUGCAGCCUGGCAAGCAGGCAGACGCUGGCGUGACGGGACCCAGCGCGGGCCGCCAGUAGGGGCGGGACCCAGGCCGCAGUGCGCAGGCGUUGAGCUAACCGUUUCCAUGGCGGCGAGGACUCACGCGCCGCAACUGCUCUACAACCGUAGGGUCCCAGACUUCGGCCCCGCGGGAGACCGUGGUCCCCAAGCGUGUCAGCAUCCCCAUCUCAGCGCAGGCCGCUGCUCGCGGUCAGCCGAACCCCACCUUCCCGCUUCCUGUCCCUUGCACCGACAUGGGCGACCUGGAGUUGCUGCUGCCCGGGGAGGCUGACGUACUAGUGCGGGGACUGCGCAGCUUCCAGCUGCGCGAGAUGGGCUCCGGAGGGUGGAACCAGCAGCAUGAGAACCUCGAGAAGCUGAACAUGCAGGCUAUCCUUGAUGCCACGGCCAGCCAGGGUGAGCCCAUCCAGGAGCUGCUGGUCACCCAUGGGAAGAUCCCGACGCUGGUGGAGGAGCUGAUUGCAGUGGAGAUGUGGAAGCAGAAGGUGUUCCCUGUGCUGUGCAGGCUGGAAGACUUCAAGCCCCAGAACACUUUUCCCAUUUACAUGGUGUUACACCAUGAGGCCUCCAUCAUCAACCUCCUGGAGACGGCAUUCUUCCACAAGGAGGUGUGUGAGUCAGCAGAGGACACCAUCUUGGACCUGGUGGACUACUGCCACCGCAAACUGACUCUGUUGGUCGCCCAGAGUGGCCAUGGUGGCCCCCCUGAGGAGGAGGAGUCCCAGUACGGCACCCCCAUGCAGGAGCUGCAGAAGCAGGCAGAGCUGAUGGAAUUUGAGAUCGCACUGAAGGCCCUCUCAGUGCUGCGCUACAUCACAGACUGUGUGGACAGGUGGGCUGUCCUGCUAAGCAUGGGGCCUGCAGUGGAGGGCUGGGAGCCUGGGCCUGUAGCCUCAGCUCACCUCUCCAUCCCCGUCCCUAGCCUUUCCCUGAGCACCUUGAGCCGCAUGCUCAGCACCCACAAUCUGCCCUGUCUCCUGGUGGAACUGCUGGAGCACAGUCCCUGGAGCCGGCAGGAAGGCGGCAAGCUGCAGCAAUUUGAGAGCGGCCGUUGGCAGACAGUGUUCCCCUCAGAGCAGCAAAAGCUGAGCAAGUUGGAUGGGCAGGUGUGGAUCGCCCUGUACAAUCUGCUGCUAAGCCCUGAGGCCCGGGCCCGCUACUGCCUCACAAGCUUUGCCAGAGGACAGCUACUCAAGCUUCGGGCCUUCCUCACAGACACACUGCUCGACCAGCUGCCCAACCUGGCAGACCUGCAGGGUUUCCUGGCCCACCUGGCCCUGACCGAAGCCCAGCCCCCUAAGAAGGACCUGGUGUUGGAACAGAUCCCAGAAAUCUGGGAGCGGCUAGAGCGAGAGAACAGAGGCAAGUGGCAGGCUAUUGCCAAGCAUCAGCUGCGGCAUGUAUUCAGCCCCUCAGAGCAGGAACUGAGGCUGCAGGCACGAAGGUGGGCUGAGACCUACAGACUGGACGUGCUAGAGGCAGUGGCUCCAGAGCAGCCCCGCUGUGCCUACUGCAAUGCAGAGGCCUCCAAGCGCUGCUCACGAUGCCAGAAUGAGUGGUAUUGCUGCAGGGAGUGCCAAGUCAAGCACUGGGAGAAGCAUGGAAAGGCUUGUGUCCCGGCAGCCCAGGAUGACAGAGCCAAGUGAAGGCUGCAGCUGCUGAGGGCCGACCACCCAUGCCAUACAACCCCGUGCCCCUGAACCUCUGGAUCUCAGUCCGGCCUCUGCAAGUGCCCCAGCCUCCCAGGUGGUGAAGAUAGCAGGCGGGAAGAGCUGCUGACCCAUCUCCCCCAGCAAAGCGCUCGCCACUUCCUGCUCCAUCCGGCGGGUAGGCUUAGGGUGCAGCCUCAGCAAGCUGGGGCAGGAGGCCUGGGCCGGGGGCAAGGGCCGGAUGUGGGGACCCUCUUUCUCUAGUACAGUAAAGCUAGCUUCCAGAAACACGCCUGUUUCCGCGUGGCCCUUUGAGGUCGUCGUGGUUGUUAGGGGGAGGGGAGUUGCUCGCUAGAUGAAGGGAGGAUAGGAAACGGAGGGCGGGGACUCCGAGAGAGCAGCCCCUCGCCGCGCCCGCCGCCCCACUCCGCCUGCGGGCCGACACAGCCCGGGCGCCCAGGUUUCCAUUGCGCCGCUCUCCUCCGCUCUCCCGCCG
Molecule: messenger RNA, 2272 nt
Organism: Balaenoptera musculus (blue whale)
Lineage: Eukaryota; Metazoa; Chordata; Mammalia; Artiodactyla; Balaenopteridae
Gene: ZMYND10
Product: zinc finger MYND-type containing 10
Exons: 11
Coding region: 361-1773 (470 amino acids)
Biological process (GO): outer dynein arm assembly; motile cilium assembly; inner dynein arm assembly
Cellular component (GO): cytoplasm; centriolar satellite
Source: RefSeq, a predicted model, not a curated record